This is a messenger RNA of Paralichthys olivaceus (Japanese flounder), 1932 nucleotides long. Its product is annotated as leukotriene B4 receptor 1-like. Gene Ontology annotation, cellular component: plasma membrane. Gene Ontology annotation, molecular function: leukotriene receptor activity; G protein-coupled peptide receptor activity. Gene Ontology annotation, biological process: neuropeptide signaling pathway. NCBI's taxonomy places the organism in Eukaryota, Metazoa, Chordata, Actinopteri, Pleuronectiformes, Paralichthyidae. The record is from RefSeq and is a predicted model, not a curated record.
AGAUAACAGACGCUGUGAGAGACGGACAGAGCGACAUCUGGAUAUUUAAAUCUCACACAAACCAAAGAAGACAGACAUCGCGCUCAGGAUCAAAACUCUUCCAUCAUGAGUAACAAUCAGACUGGUCCAGCUGUGGGAGACUCGAACCUUGAGGACGACAGCGUCGUGAGCAAUGACUUCUCCACGUCCUUCGGUGCCAUCAUCCUCGGCCUGGUCUGCCUCCUGGGCGUCCCCGGCAACUUCUUCAUCGUCUGGAGCAUCCUGGCGCGCAUCCGACAACGCUCAGUCACCACCAUCCUCAUCCUCAACCUGGCGUGUGCCGACGGCUUCCUCAUGAUCCUCACCAUCUUCUUCAUCGUCUACCUGGCCAAGCAGACGUGGGUCUUCGGUAACGCGUUGUGCAAAGGCCUGUUCUACCUGUGCAACUCCAACAUGUACGCGUCCAUCUUCCUGAUCACGCUGAUGAGCGUGCACAGGAUGGUGGCGGUGGUGUUUCCGAUGAAACUGCCCUCCGUGGCCAGCAAGAAGAUUGUGAGGAGGGUGAUCGUGACCAUGUGGGUGAUGGUGCUGCUCAUUGCCCUUCCCUCGCUGGUGUUUCGGGACGUAAGAGAAGACAAUAACGAGAGGAACACAACGAGAAGGGUUUGUGCGCCCAAUCACACCCUUCCUCGACAUGUGCGUUUUCAGUACGCCUUUGAGACGGUGACAGGAUUCAUUCUUCCUUACGCCAUCAUCAUAACCUGCUAUGUUCUCAUCCUGCGGCGCCUGAGGCAGACCAAGUUCCAGAGGAAGAUCCGCAGCGAGAAACUCAUCCUGGCCAUCGUGGUGAUGUUCGGCGCUUUCUGGCUGCCGUACCACGUCAUCAACAUGCUGCAGGUGGCAGCUCAGUGGUACCCAGAGGAUUCACCCACAAGAGAGAUAUUGGACCACAUCACUCAGUCGAGUCGAGCCGUCACUUCAGCGUUGGCCUUCAUCAGCAGCUGUGCCAACCCCGUCCUCUACACCUUCGCUGGGAAGUCCUACAUCAAGAAGAACGGCUUCACCUUCAUGGCGAAGCUGUUCGAGGGAGUGACGUCGGACCAAUCGGGGAAGAAAAAUGAGGUCGAGACUCAAAACUGUGUUUAUACACUAGAUUCCAAAUGAACAGGUAUCGUUGUUUUGUAGAUAGAAUGUGUUGAAUCUUAAGAAUCGUGUUUAAUUUGUAUUGUUUAUUUUUACAUUUUGUGGCAGUUAGAGUAUAAUUUUCUAUAAUGUUAUAAAUAUAUAUAUAUGAUAGCUAGAACGUACAAUUUGCUGAUGCACUUGAGGGAGAAAAUGCAAUGUGACAACAAAUUCUUAACUUCACUAAGACCUUUUCUUCAGGACCCUCUGUUAAUCUUAAAUAUUUCAUGAAUGGUUUAGAAAACUGUUUUGUGCAGCAAUAAUAUUUCCAGACAUUUUAUUUUACUGGGUUUUACUAUAUCAUAAUUUGUUUAUGCUGCAGCCUCCACCGCUGCUUUAGUUAUGAACAAAUGAAUGAAAACUUUAUUUGCUGGCUCAGUGCUGCAUGUUUGUUUUAGACCAGAGAUCAUUGAACCACUUGUGAGUUGAGUUCAUCACAGCUCACUAAAGAAAUCAGUAUUAAUUAGAUCUGGUAAGAUUCAAAAUAAUGGGAAACUUCACAGGGGCAAGCAUUUAGUUUUUAAAUCUCGCAUUUUAUUUACCAUGACUUUCAUCUUUUUAACGGCACGCUUUGGUUUCACGUUACUUUUCGUAACGUAAUCUUGCACUUCUUUUGUUCAUCUUUAAAAAGCACUGAAGCAUGACUUGUUCAUACCCCAAUUACCAGGAUACAUCAUGUGAAUAAACAUUUCUUUUUUACUGGUUUGAGAUCAUUUCUUAUAUCGUUGUAUACACGUCUGUCACCAGAUGUCCAGCUCUGGAUGUCACAAA